Molecule: messenger RNA, 3445 nt
Organism: Pelodiscus sinensis (Chinese soft-shelled turtle)
Lineage: Eukaryota; Metazoa; Chordata; Testudines; Trionychidae
Gene: ZDHHC14
Product: zDHHC palmitoyltransferase 14
Biological process (GO): protein targeting to membrane; peptidyl-L-cysteine S-palmitoylation
Cellular component (GO): endoplasmic reticulum; Golgi apparatus
Molecular function (GO): protein-cysteine S-palmitoyltransferase activity
Source: RefSeq, a predicted model, not a curated record
GGGCCGCUGCCACUGCCUAGGCGGAGGGAGAAGGUGGCGAGCAGGGAGGGGGGGCGUGUGGAGGAGACGAUGGGGAGGAAGCGCCCUCGGCGGAGAGACACAUCCACCUACACGCCGUGAAUCCUUUUUUCGGGGCCGAGGAGGGAGCAGGAAACCGGCUGCCACGCGGGAUUGAUCCGGAGCAACGGGCACGAGGAAGCGACGGAGACCUGUUGUCUAGAGGACUUGGGUUUGAUAACAGCCACCCACACACUUCCAGACCCUGACACUGCCCAGAAGACGGGGUGAGGAGGAGAAAUUUCUCCUCUUGUGUGUGUACGAAAAGAAUGAGGAUUGGCUCCAACAGUGUCCAUGGCUGUCAAGGACAGGCACUGAUUCUGCUUUCUCUCUACUGAAACAAUUUUUAAUUUGAUAGAGGGAGAAAAUAGACUAUAAUAAAUAUUUAUCUUCUCAGAUCAACCAUAACUAUUCACCGCCUCAGACAAAUAAGAAAAAACUGUCGCCACUUUGCAUUGAACCAGGAGGAAGAAAUCCCUAUACGGGGUGUUUCUUAAGAACUGGAGUUGCAGCUAGAUUGGUGUGUGCUUGCCUGGUGUGGUGCCUUCUGGACAGGGAGAGAAGGAUUUUCUCUUAGGAAUAUGCAUUUUUCUUUUGUGAUGAAACUUGCUGCAUGGGGAGUAUUAAUAAAACCUUGUGAAUGGGAGAGAUUCAACUGCAGAACCUCUUUUUACCCAAAAUUUUGAUCUCCAGUAUGAUCUGGGGGGCGUGUUCUUUUGAGGAAAGAACAAGACUCCAUUACAGACUAACGCUUUUUAAGUUUUGUGGUCAACCAGUCUAUUUUGUAAUUUUUGUUCCUGUUUUGUGAUAAAUUGCUCUUAUAACCAUAAAAGACUCUUUUAAAUUAGUGUAUAAUUUUGGUGGAGAGCAAAGGAAUACCUCCCAAGCAUUUCUAGUAUGACAGCUUUAGUUUUUCAAGGGUUAAUCGGGGCUUGGCUAAUACAUUUUACCACCAUUCUGGUAACAAACUUGCCCUUUAUUUUUUAAAUUGGGGCUAGUGGGGAGGAUUAUCUUGGUCGGAAGAAUCUUUGUUUUGUGGGGUUUCCCUCAUUACACUCCCUUGAUGACUCCUGGAGGUGGUAGUGGGCCCAUGAAAGACUGUGAGUACAGUCAGAUCAGCACACAUAGCUCCUCAUCUCCCAUGGAGUCUCCCCAUAAGAAAAAGAAAGCAGCUCCCAAGAGAAAAUGGGAGAUUUUCCCUGGAAGAAACAAAUUCUUUUGCAACGGAAGGAUCAUGAUGGCCCGGCAGACUGGAGUCUUUUACCUGACUCUAGUUCUCAUCUUGGUGACCAGUGGACUCUUCUUUGCAUUUGAUUGUCCAUAUUUGUCAGAGAAGAUUACACCUGCUAUACCUGCAGUAGGUGGAAUUCUAUUCUUUUUCGUGAUGGGGACGCUGCUGCGUACUAGUUUCAGUGAUCCUGGAGUCCUCCCACGUGCAACACCAGAUGAAGCUGCAGACCUGGAAAGACAAAUAGGUAACACAGAAGAUAUUGCAAAUGGUUCCAGUUCAGGAGGAUACCGUCCACCUCCCAGAACAAAAGAAGUAAUCAUCAAUGGACAGACAGUGAAAUUAAAAUACUGUUUCACUUGCAAGAUUUUCCGCCCACCUCGUGCCUCUCAUUGUAGCCUUUGUGAUAACUGCGUAGAACGGUUUGAUCACCAUUGUCCCUGGGUAGGCAACUGUGUGGGGAAAAGAAACUACAGAUUUUUUUAUAUGUUUAUUUUAUCUCUGUCCUUUCUGACAGUCUUUAUAUUUGCAUUCGUUAUCACCCACAUCAUCCUUCGAUCACAGCAAGCAGGAUUCUUAAAUGCCCUCAAAGACAGUCCAGCAAGUGUGCUGGAGGCUGUUGUGUGUUUUUUUUCCGUUUGGUCUAUUGUUGGUCUCUCAGGUUUUCAUACAUAUUUGAUCAGCUCCAAUCAAACAACAAAUGAAGAUAUUAAAGGAUCUUGGUCAAAUAAAAGAGGAAAAGAGAACUACAAUCCGUACAGUUAUGGCAACAUCUUUACUAAUUGUUGUGCUGCGCUUUGCGGGCCAAUCUCUCCAAGUCUAAUUGACAGAAGAGGAUUUAUACAGCCAGAUACACCACAGCCAACAGCACCAUCAAAUGGCAUUACUAUGUAUGGGGCAACACAGUCUCAGAGCAACAUGUGUGAUCAAGAUCAGUGCAUUCAGAGCACUAAAUUCGUUUUACAGGCUGCUGCCACACCACUACUACAGAGUGAACACAGCAUAACUAGCGAAGAGCUGUCUUUACCAGGAAAGACCACUAUCGGUGCUCCUUGUGCCACGCUAACCCUAGGGCAGCCGACACCACCGUCCUCCAUGCCAAAUCUCUCAUCAGAAACAGGUUUGACAGACAUGAUACCAUUAAAAGAGGAACAUGAAGGUCAUCAGUUUCUCACUCCUGAAGAAGCUCCAUCACCUCCUGGUAUGCUGCCUGCAGGGAGCCCUAUAACUCACAGCCAUACAAUGCACGUCCUGAGUCUAGCCAGCCAAGAUUCAUUGCAUGAAGACUCAGUGCGUGGUCUUGUGAAACUUAGCUCAGUUUGACCAAUUUUUAUUGCUAUUAUACCAUAUCAUAGUGGUUGUACAAACAUUUAUGCAACAGGAAAGACUUUACAGUACCACUGUAAGACUUUAACAUGCCUAUAUAAUGAAAACUUUCCCAUGUAAUGGAGUUUGCUAAAUGGACACAUUAUUUUUUCAAUGGAACUAUGGCAUUCUUUUGACUGGAUUGUUAGUGGUUCUGCUUUGAUGACUGCUUCUAUUUUUAAAUAAAACCAGGAAUGGUCAGUAAUCCUCUUAACUGAAGGUCGGGGUCCAGCAACUUGGAAUUCUUCCUGUAGGAUGGCCUUUGUUACAGUAUAAAAAAAGAGAGAUUCUUGGAUGUAAGUGUCAUGCUAUGUGUUUUAUGCUCUUGUAAUACACACUUGUUAAGGCUUACCACUCUUGUGGCCAGAAUGAUCUGCACUUACAUGUUAUGCUACUAAUAUUGAAAUAGAAAAUAUCCAUUCCAUUUGUUAAUACAAAAAAUGACUGCAGAUGUGGAUUUGCAUGCCACGCUAAGGUAUGUGUUACAGUGGUGUUGGUAUUAAAAGAGAGUGCUGCUUUUUUAUUUGUGAAUUUCAAAGUACUGUUUCAUUUAAAGAUGGUGCAACAGACUAACCAAUGGUCAAUGUUAUUUUUUCAAUGUAUUAAAUUUUAUUUUAAAUGAAUCAGUGGUACCUAAAAUAUGAAGGGCUGCUGAUUUUUAUCAUGCUACAUAUCAUUUAAACUUCUGUUCAGUUGUUUAGAAUAAGAUACUGUGUUGUGCCAUACCACAGAUUCUUCCGCUCCUUUGUGUGAUAAGGUUACCUGCAGACAUCCAAUAAAAUAACAUCCUCUGUU